Messenger RNA from Sipha flava (yellow sugarcane aphid), 2761 nucleotides. Its product is annotated as probable WRKY transcription factor protein 1. The record is from RefSeq and is a predicted model, not a curated record. NCBI's taxonomy places the organism in Eukaryota, Metazoa, Arthropoda, Insecta, Hemiptera, Aphididae.
UUACUUUGAUUGCGUGAAAUUUACAACCAUGAAAAUAUAAAUAUUUAGUCUUCAGUAAUUUUUUUUCUUUAAUGUCUGAACUAUCAGAUUUUGAAAGUGUUAUUUCAGACGUGAUUAUUUCGCCUUGUAGUUUUGAUAGUUUUGAUGAUGAUAUUAAUUUAACUAAUCCUAAUAAUUUGAAAUCAUCAAAAUAUUUUAUAAACAUGAAUGACAACAAUUCUACCUGUGAUCCUUUUUUGCAUGAUGUAUCUCUUACAGACAGUGAUCACAGUAUGCUGGAAAUACCAAAACUAUUAAAUGCUUCUUCUCCUUCUAGUGUCUGCUCAACAAGACCACUGGAAUGGGAUAGCGGAGCUGAUGUUGGAUAUGAUAUUACUCCAAAACUACAAAAUCAAGAUAUGAGUACUAUAGAAAGGAUUGCUGUGAAUAGCCUUAUGUAUAAUGCUAAUUCGACUUCAAUUGAAUGUGGAGAAAAAAGGAGCAUGAUAACAAAAAGUAAUUCACUGACUAAUUUAAAUGAAUUAGUAAUACCUAAAAACCAAAAAUCAGCAUCAUUUGAAGCAUUAAAAUGCACUUCUAUUAAAAGUGACACUUUACCAAAGUGCCGUUCACCAAUGGCUUCUUCAUUGUCAGUAUCAACAGUUGUACAUAAAUUAAAAUCUUUGAAUACUAAUUGUAUUCAACAGUUAAAUAAUAGACAUAUUAAUUUGAUUUUUGAACAGCAAGAGAAAAGAUAUGAAGAAUCAAAAAUUAGUUCUAGCAAUGAACAAAAAUCAUCGGAGAGUAGUAAAGAAUCGAAUAGUACCUUGGGUAGUGCUGAUACUGCUGGAUCAUGGGUUGCAAAAGAAUUUCAUGAUUCUACUAUUAAUACUAAUACAGACAGAGUAAAUAGCUUUGAAUAUUUGCCAGGUAACACUUAUUAUAAUGGUAGAGAUGAUGAACAAGAAUACUCAGAUAAAGAGAUUAAACAAAGCACUAAAAUGUUGGUAGAGGCCAUGAAAAAAAAUGGCUUAACUAAUGAACUUCAAAGAAAAGAAAUAUUUAAAGAAAUUGUUGAAAGUUUUUUAAAAAUGUAUGUUAAAAACAAUAAAUGUUCAUCUACAAAAAGUUCUACGGAUAAUAAUCAAUCUCCGAUAAGACAAGAUAUUACUUCUCAAACAUCAAAUACUGCUAAUACAAUUGUCAAUAAUCCAACAAAUAACCAAUCUAGUACAAUAACCUUUACAUCACCAGUAACUUCAUCACGAUAUGGUGAUGAUGUUGAUUCUAAGUAUGAUGAAUCAUCUAUGGAUUCUGGACGGCAUAUAGAUUUAAAAAAAUGCAAAUUAAAAAAAAUAUGUACUCCAAUAAAUUCUAAAAAAAAUCAAGGUGUACAGUGUUCAAUUCAAAAUAGCUCAACAAAUAUCAGUUCAAAUGAAUACUCAAAACAUUCUUUAUCAAAUAAAUCAAAUGUAUCAAGGAAAAAUGAAAAAAAUGAUAAAAAAAAUUCUGAAGAUAUCAAUAAGGAAUUCAAGAAACAAAUGAUUUGGUUUCAUACAAAUUAUAUGAAAACAGAAAGAGAAAAUCAAUUGCUUUGGAUUAACAAUCAAAUAUCACACUUAAAUAAUUUAAAAAGAUUAUUUAUUACUCAUGAAGAAUUAAAAAAAAAUUGGAAUUCAUAUAAACAGAAACAAACAACAACAAAUAAAUCUAAGUUCAGGAGUAAUCCAGUAUCGAAUUCAAGUUCAGAUUUUACCACAACAACCAAAUCAGAUUCAACUAUUUCUUCCAAGCCAUUUUCAAUUUCCUCUAGAUGUGAUGAUACUGAUGUCGAAUCUUCAACAACUGUUUGUGAUCAUGUUCAUUAUAAAAAAGGCAUUCCAGUUAAUAAGCCAAAUUCUCUGAAAAAAUGUUGCUUAAAAACUCUCAAUUUUAUUGAUGAAAAACCAAAACAAAGUAUUAAUAAAAUAAAAACAACUUGGUGUACAGCAAAAACGAAGAAUGAAAUAAAUUGUGAAAAUGAUAAAAAGAGUUGGUCUCAAAAAAGUGGUGCAACUUAUACAAUUGAUCAUGAAUCAAAACUAGUUAAUAGUUCUAAAAGUUCUAUAAGUUAUGAAAUAGUAUUUAAGCCCACCCCAAGAUGUUCAAAGAAAACAGACUCUGUAAAAUAUAAACCAAAACAACAAAAACAUUCGAUAUCAGUAGCUUGUCAAACUAAUGAAGUCCUAUUGGAGCCUAAAGCAAGUUUACAGGAUUAUUUAAUGAUAAAUCGCCCAGAUUAUGUUAAUCGUGCAAAAGAAAGACAAAACAUCUUAUCUAGCAUAGCAAAUUUAAGAGAAAAACGCAAACAAUUAAAAAGAGAUAUGUUAGCAACAAAUAUUUUUGAGAUUAAUGUUCCACCUAAUCCAUUGGCUGUUAAACGAAUAAUGAGUCAAAAAGAAAUGAGAAAGCAGACUGAACGUAAAUAUCGCAAAUGUCCUGAAGUUAAAAAUAAAAAAGUAGAAAUUAAACGAAAAGAAGAUUAUAAAACAAAUAAAAUUAUGGCAAACAUAUUUAAUAAGAGACUCCAAAAAAAAACAUUGAAAGGGAAAGUAGACUUAUCCAAUAGUGUAAGUGUUUGCAGUUUGUAGGAAUAAAUAAAAAUAAAAUACUUUUUAGUUUUUUCAUGAGUACAUUUUAGUACAUUUUAUUUACACACUUGGUACUUAUAAUAUCAAGUGUUUUCUUAAAAUUGAUUAUUAAAAUAAUAUAAUAAAAUAUUUAAAACUCGUUUUUUUUUUAA